CGCAUGCGCUCGUCGGCUUGGCAGUCGUCGGUCAGCUCGACCAGCUCAACACACGAACUUCGCAUCUGCCCCGAUCGUUAUGGGUAUCCAGGCCCUAGGCCUAGGAAAUCAGCGUCUCAACGCCCGAAAUUGCAGUAUUUCUUCGACCGAAGAGUAACAUAUUGUUCACAGCAGUCAGCAAAGGUUCUACAAACAUGGAGACUGAAUCUCCGAUGCAGGAAACCGUCUACGGAACGACCAACGAAGAAACGCACGAUGUGAUGUCCGAAAAGGUGCAGACGUUGGCUGGUAACAUCUACCAGGAGUUUCAGCGUAUGAUCGAGAAGUAUGACGAGGAUGUGGUCAAAGACCUCAUGCCACUGGUUGUGAACGUUCUGGAGAGUUUGGAUUUGGCUUGCAUGGAGAAUCAAGAGCACGAAGUGGAACUGGAGCUGCUCCGUGAGGAUAACGAACAGUUGGUGACUCAGUACGAGCGCGAAAAACAGCUGAGGAAAGCCGCCGAACAGAAACUUUUGGAAGUCGAAUACACUGUGGAUGAUGAUCGCCGGGACCUUGAAGGAAAGGUUGAGGGGCUAGAGUCUGCUGUCCGCAUACUAGAGCUCAAGUCGAAAAAUUCGUCUGAUCAUGCUUCAAGACUAGAAGAGAAAGAGUCUGAAAUGAAAAAGGAGUAUGCAAAACUACAUGAAAGAUACACUGAACUAUUCAAGACACACAUGGAUUACAUUGAAAGAACAAAAAUAUUGUUUGGCUCUGACAGAAUGGAGAUGGCAGGGGUGAAAGGAAGCAAGAUGGGAAUGCACUUUGCACUCAGUAAAUCUCCUGGCGGCCAAGCUUCCUUGGGUCUGUCGGGUGAAACCACUCCAGCUAAGACAAUCCCUACAUCGCCCGACUACCCAGAUCUCAUUUCACCUUCAAAGAGCAACGAUUCCAAUGCCAGCCUCAAAAGUGAAAUACAGGAAGUUCACGUUGGUACAGUUCCUCCUGCUCCACAGGCAGCUCUUGCUGAACCUAAGGUUGGCCAGGUGCAAAAAAGUGGUUGGGUGGAUGGUUUUAGCACAGACAUGUCCAUGUCGGAAACAACAUCACUCACUCCUGAAGUGGAAGACAUUGAGGACAUUACUCAUGAUGAUGAAGUUGGUGUUGACAAAACAACAGUGCACAGAGAACAGCGCAGGCCAAAUACGCUUUACCAAGAACUAAGUUUUCAUGAUGAAAACAUGGCUGAAGGCGAAGAAGGCUCAGAUGUUACAGGAAACUAUGUUCACCCCGGAGAGUAUGCAUCAUCAGACAGUGAUGCAGAAAGUGAGCCAGAUAAUCACGGUGGCAAAAAUGUUACUGACAACAUAUUCGGCAUGGGAAAAGAGGUUGAAAACAUCAUCAUGGAGAACAUUGAGCUCCUUGCCACGAAGAAUGCGCUAAACAUUGUUAAAGACGACCUAAUCGCCAGGGUUGACCUUCUUACCAGUGAAAAAGAGAUUCUUCAAGGUGAAGUGAAAGCACUCGAACAUGCUCGAGAUUCCCAGAAGCAGAAGAUUCAUGAACUGGAAGAUGAACUCAGGAAGAUCAGAGAGGAACUUGAAAAAAUGAAGGCUGCCAAGUCUGACGAUGAGCAGGAGGACGUUCCAAUGGCUCAGCGUAAGCGCUUCACCCGAGUAGAGAUGGCUCGUGUGCUCAUGGAGAGAAACCAGUACAAGGAGCGCUACAUGGAGCUGCAGGAGGCCAUUCGGUGGACAGGCAUGAUCAAGGCAUCGCGGACGGACCCCACUGAAGACCCAAAGAAGAACCGCUCCUCCAUCUGGAAGAUCUUCAGUAAUCUGUUCAGUGCUGCUGACAAGCCACAGCAGAAGCCUGUGUCAACUCUGAAUGUCCGCUACAAUGCUCCUUCAACAAGACUCAGCCCUGCCCUAGAGUCGAUGCGAAAGAAGAGGCUAGGGGAAAAGCACCGAGGUUUUGACUUCUUGGACAGCGACCUGGCAUCAGAAAGGCUGCAGGCACAGCGUGCCCGUGAACGUCGGGAGCAGUACAAACAGGUGCGGGCCCACGUGCGCAAAGAGGACGGUCGAGUUCAGGCAUAUGGCUGGAGCCUUCCAACCAAGACAACACCUGUGAAACUGGACCUUCCCCAGCCUCCACUGAAUGCCACAACACAGCGAACUGGGGGCGCACCAUCCCACGUGCCAGUGCCAGUGCCUGUAUUCUGCCGUCCACUCCAGGAGACCAGCUCCCCCAUGAAGGUCUGGUGUGCAGCUGGCGUAAACCUGACUGGUGGGCGAACGCGUGACGGGGGUACCAUUGUCGGGGCCAGUAUUUUCUACAAGGAGCAAAAAGCUGAUGCACCAUCGCCAGCUGAUGACAUCGACAGGCUAGAGCUUGAACUGAGGAUGCAGGAGCAGGAACGGAGAGAACAAGAGGAGAUGGCUCAGCGGCUUUCCUCGCUUGUUUGGAUCUGUGCAUCUACCCGGGAAAACAGCGAGGUGUAUGUGGUUGAUGCUAACAACCCAGCAGACAUCUUGGACACAUUUCAUGUUUGCCCCUCCCACCUUCUCUGCAUAGCUUCAGUGCCAGGUGCAAAAGAGACUGACUAUCCUGUAGAUGAAGAAUUCAACAAGCUUGGCUUGGAUGAGAUGGUUGACGCAAGCCAGCAGGACUGUUCCCCCAACUCAAAAGCACCUGAGCCCCAAAGUGGGGCUAAGGACCAAGACGGGAAUCCAAAAGUUGGAAAGCUUGUCUUUGUAAAAAGUGCCCCUGCUCCUGUUAGCAGGCCUGCAUCACCUCCCAAAGAAAAAAAAGGGGAAGGAGGUGCUGGAGAAGUUGCAGAGGCAGUUGAUGCCCUUGAAGAACUUGAGAGGGUUCGAACUGCUGGUGCUAGCCAGGAGUCAGCUGCCAUGUCUGGAAGCAACCAGGGUGGCAAGGAACGAACCGGUGGCCCACGACGACCUUGGGUGCUGCUGAAGGAGGGUGCCCCCCCUGAUAUUGUCAAGGAUGGCAUCUCUGAAUUGCCCACCGACAACCACUUGGCAUAUGAUCAGCUGGAGAAAAUGUCCAGUGUGCUGCCCACAAUGUGGUUGGGUUCACAAAAUGGAAUCAUCUACGUGCAUUCUUCUGUGGCACAGUGGAGGGUCUGCAUAGACUCCGUCAAGCUGGCCGACUCGGUGCUAAGCAUUGUCCACGUAAAGGGUCGUGUGUUUGCAGCCCUGGCUGACGGCACUGUUGCGAUAUUUCACAGAAAGCAAGAUGGCCAGUGGGACCUGAGGAACUACCACAUACUUGACCUCGGGAAGCCACACCACUCAAUUCGGUGUAUGACAGUUGCCCACACAAAGGUUUGGUGCGGCUACAGGAACCGGAUACAUGUGGUCCACCCCAAGACUCUCACUGUGGAGCACUCUUUUGAUGCCCAUCCACGCAAGGAGAGCCAGAUUAGGCAAAUGGCCUGGGUUGGAGAUGGAGUUUGGGUUACAAUACGACUGGACAGUACCCUGCGGCUUUACAAUGUCCACACUUACCAGCACUUGCAGGACAUCGACAUUGAGCCUUACGUUUCCAAGAUGCUAGGCACAGGCAAACUUGGAUUCUCGUUUGUGCGCAUCACGGCCCUGUUGAUCUCAUGUAAUAGGCUCUGGAUGGGCACUGGCAACGGCGUCAUCAUUUCUGUUCCAUUGUCGGAAGCAGGAAACAAGCAGGCGUCAGCCUCAACAACGCCGUCUGCGAGUGGAGUGCGGAUGCCUGGUGCUGUUGUUCGGGUGUACAGUGAUAGUCGAGAGAACAUCACAACUGGCAGCUUUGUGCCCUACUGCUCGAUGGCACAAGCACAGCUCUCCUUUCACGGACACAGAGACUCUGUCAAGUUCUUUGUGGCUGUCCCUGGUACUGGUGGCAUGGGUUCUUCAGACAAAGAAGGUGCGACUGAAGAAAAGACCGGAGACAUAGCACUGGGCUCUGAAGAUGCAUCUCCCAAGUGCAUGCUCGUUCUGUCUGGUGGCGAAGGCUACAUUGACUUUCGAGUUGGAGAUGGCGAGGAAGAAGAAUCAAGUGGGGAUCGUAUCUCGGUAGCUAUUGGAGCACCUGUCGAGAAGAAACUACACCAGGGCACAUCGAAGAGUGAACGGAGUCACCUCAUCGUCUGGGAAGUGGCACUAAAUGAGUGAUUGUUCAACUUAGUAACACUGCUGGACUACUACGUAUUUCAGGCCACCUCAAGGCAUUGUGAUGUACUGUUUAUUUUGUUGCUGCUUUGAGUUGAAAUAUUGUUUCUUAGUUUAUUCACUGUGACUGGCCUGGGCUUGAAAUUGUGAGUGCAGAGAGUACCUUGUGAUUUUCAGGCCUUGCUUCUUUUUUUUUUUUUUAAGUAGAUAUUCAUAGGGUAUAUGUAAAGUAUUUUUUAAAGGGGACAUCAGAAUUUUUUUCUGUCCUCCACUCACUUUUAGUCUUUUCUGACAGAGUAUGUCCCAAUGCAUUUAGUUGAUUGGCUGCACUAUUUGUGCCAGUUAUAAACUACACUGUCUUGAGAAGACAGUCUGUACAGUUCUGACAUUUUUAGCUCUUUUUGUGUUGUUCUUCCAGGCAAGAAGUUUAUGGUGGCCACCCAGGCAAGCAGAGAUAAAAAUGCGAAUACAAUGGCACUAGAGUACGUGCUAUUUUUUAUGCGCUGCAAAAGGGCAUUUUGUAGCACUUUGAGUAGGCUGGUUGAUGACUUGCGAGCUUCUUGACGCAU
Rhipicephalus microplus (southern cattle tick) is the source of this 4714-nucleotide messenger RNA. RefSeq names its product JNK-interacting protein syd (gene syd). NCBI's taxonomy places the organism in Eukaryota, Metazoa, Arthropoda, Arachnida, Ixodida, Ixodidae. The record is from RefSeq and is a predicted model, not a curated record. Gene Ontology annotation, biological process: vesicle-mediated transport. Gene Ontology annotation, molecular function: signaling receptor complex adaptor activity; MAP kinase scaffold activity; kinesin binding. Gene Ontology annotation, cellular component: cytoplasm.